CCUCGACCCGCGGCUGCCCCUCCGCGAGCCCCGAGGGCGGCGCGGCGCGCGGCCGCCGCCGAUGCCGCAGGGCGGCGGCAAGCGGGCGCGCGCGGGGGGCGAGGAGCUGCCCGCGGCGGUGCCCCGCCCUGAGGCGUGGGGCUGGGAGCUGGCAGAGGACCCAAUCCAGCUCUCGCAGGCGCUCUUGCAGGAGCCCGUGAACAAGGCGCCGCGGAAGUCCGCCACGCCCUGGCGGAACCUCGGGCGGCGUCAAGAGCGCCGCAAGGAGGCCGCGCAGGAGGACUUGCCGCUCAUAGUCCGCUGUCUGCGGCGCGGGGCGAUGGUUGCCGAGGCGCCGCCCGCCCCGGCCGCCCCCGCCGCGGAGGGCUCGCGCGCCGGCCUCCCCGCGGGCCGCGCGCCCGCGCCGCCGGCGGCCGCGGCGGCGCCCGCGGGCUCUGCGAGCGCGCAGCUGGCGAAGCUGCUGGUCAGAAACAGGCCCGCGGCGGCGCUCCUGGCCGCAGGCCCGUCCGCGCGCCCUCCGCAGCAGCCCGUCGCGCCCCUGCCGGCCCGCUGGGCGCCACCUGCGGGCAGCCAGCGCCCACCCGCCGGCGCGCCGGCGGCCGCUGCCACCACGCCGCUGUGGGAGUUGGCGGGGCGCGGCAACGGCGCGCGGGACCUCAGCGGGCAGCCCGGCGAGUCGGUGGCCACGCGGACGAUGACCCUGCAGCAGGGGGCGGCCGUCUGCCAGUGGGUCCUGUGGGCGGGCGCCGCGGAGCGCUGGGGGCCGCAGCUGGAGGGCAGGCGCGUGCGGGUGUUCGGCGCGCGGGUGCAGGAGAUCAUGGGCGCGCUGCAGCUCAAGGGCUGCACCCGCGUGGAGGUCUGCGAGGCACCUGGCCACGAGGGUGGCCCUGGGGGCGAGCCGCAGGGCUGAGCCGGGCCAUCGGGGGCGGCUUGGAGGGGCUUGCGGCCGACCACUCGAUGCCCUUUGCGCUUCUUCUGGGGGGCAAAGAUGGGCGGAGGUGGGAGGGAA
Messenger RNA from Prorocentrum cordatum, 1009 nucleotides. The record is from the annotation of a GenBank genome assembly. NCBI's taxonomy places the organism in Eukaryota, Dinophyceae, Prorocentrales, Prorocentraceae.